ACUGAAUGCUAAGGUAACCUCCAUAAGUUAGCUCUCAUCAACUGCACCUUUAUUAUAUUCGCAACCUUUCUGCACCACUCUCACAUCACCAACGCCUCCCAUUCUUGCUACGAACAAACCACCUCUCGCUAAUCCAUUAAUCUGUGCUUUCAAAACAAGUUGAUAUUUAUCAACAUCUCUGCUCCCUGCCUACCGAGGCCGACUUCCUCGUGAGCUCUCAAAUCAACAACCAGCCAACGUCUAACGCCCCAUUUCGAUGAGCGCUCUCGAGGCUUGAAUAUUGCAAACAUGGUCGGGCGCCCCCGCCGGGCGUCUACGUCUAGUGUGGAUACGGAAGAUGAGAGUCAAAGACCAUGGAAGCAGGAGAAAUCGGUGCUGCGGUUUGACGCCGGUGGUGUGGACCCAGAUACGACCUUCGAGAUCAAAGAUGCCGUCGUUCUCAACAAAGAUGGCCACACCCUUGAAAACGCCCUCGAUGUCGCUACUCGUGGCCCCUAUAUCAUCCGAGGAUUGCUCAAUAUCGAGGAGCAGUCUCAGAGAGCACGCCGUUGGUUCUUGCACACCAUGAUUACGAUGUAAUGAGAUCUAAUUGUAUGUUACAGUCAUAAUGAAAGUGCGCUCUUUGACACCUUUCGAAGUCAGAAAAUGCGGCCAAUACUCUAUCGGAGAAUCUGAAAGCGGUUCUCCAGUCAUAUGGAUGCUGGGUACCUGUGCAUGGUUCGAAUUAACCCCUGCGCCAGCAUACCUCCCCAUAUACAGAAAGAUGCAGGAGGCUAUACGGCUCUACUAUAGAUUGAUGGCAAUCUACAGGGACCAGAAACCCAAGAAGGCCAAGAAAAGCAAAAAAGAUUCUUUGAAAGAACUCUACCAGGUAUUCCAUGAGUAUGCUGCCAGUAUAGGAGAUGGUUCAACUCUCGAGGAAGUGAUCACAAGAUGUGAUGGUCAUGCUUCGUUUCUCAUUGCUCAGUGCAUCCAAGACCAAAGCGAGGUCGAGUGGUCCAUGACCCCUUUCUUCAAAUGGUUGAUAAAUAGACAUCAAGAGCUAUACAACAAAGAACUUGAAAGAGUGACCAAUCCUCCGCAGCCCGAGAGAUCCCCCUCUCUUGAGGCCAGUAACCCCCCUGUCUCACAGAGAUUGACCUCCCGAACUCGCAAUGCUUCUUCGGGUCCGUCGACAGCUCGCGACGCAACCCCAGAUACCAAUGAGUCUGAGGACAGUCCUCCCCGACGACGAUACUCAAGAUCGCGGUCUGCUACUCACAGGCCCGAAAACGGUGCCGCUGACUUGUUCAACUCUACACAAGCUUCAAGAGACGGAUCAACAAGGCCAGUCAGCGUUCAUUCUUCAGCUAGUGUACCAAGUGUCCGUAUGAGCCAGGCGCCUGUUACGGUGGAUGCCCAGGACGAUGCUUUCCGGUGCAUUCUUGAUGCCCUUGCGUGGAUUCGCGUAGAGAUCAGCAAAUCCAAGGGCGGGCGUCUAAGCAUUUCAGCUGUGACCAGCAGACUCUGGGAAAAUUUUACUUUCCCCACCUACAAAGGCGAGUUAAAGCCAGCGUAUAGGGUGCCCAUCAAGGAAGUUCUCCAUUACAAUGUGCACGCUCUUUUACAGGUUCUUGACAAGGAUAAAUAUGAUGGCGAAUUCUACUCCUGGCUACAAGAGCUCGCCGAAACGCCUUUCAACCCUGUCGCCAUUAAACCAUCAGAUUUUCCGUACUACGUUAAACGACGUCAGCAAUCUAACAAGAACAACCCAGGCAAACCGUCAACCCCUUCACAAGCUGGAGCCUCCUCAAGGAACUUUGAUGAAAGGUUUUCAACUCCUCCCCGCUCUUCGCCUGCAGGUAAGAGCCUUAGGCGACCAGGUCGUCCAUCUGGUAUAAAGUCCAGUCUUCGUCUGGCAACCACUUCUAGAAAGCGGCCUCAUUCUGAAGUUGAUAGUGACUCGGAGGAUGAGGGGUCACAGCCGAAGCGAUCUCACUACUUUUCUGGUGAGGAAGAGACCAUGGGUAAUGCCAGUCACAUGAGUCUUUCCGAGGAUGAAGAUGCUCAAGAAACAUCUGAAGGCCCAGUCAAGAUUUAUCUAAGAGCGGACAACAUCCCUACAACCGUUCCACGUGGCCCCGGCGAGACAUGGGUCUGUGAAGAAGAGGAUUGUGGAUAUGUGGUUCGUGGCGGUGAUAUUCAAAACUGCCAAGACCGUAUCAGACGCCAUUUUAACGAGCACGAGCAGCAGAUGGAUCGUGUGAAUCUCGCCAGGACCGAAGCCACUCGCGGUCACUUGCCUGUAAAUCACUUAAUGGACAAGCUCAAAAAGCUGGGUGAGAAGUCCCAGGCCGCCGAACAGCUUAUGGUCAACGAAAUCGUGUUACCCCAGCGCAUCAAACGAAACCUGCUUGUUUAAUCAUAUCAGACGACACUUCUCGGCUCUCGGGCUGAAUCAUACUUUCUGCAUCAGCCCUAUAUUUUGUUUCAAGGAGAUACCCUCAGCAAUGGCGCAGCGUCAGUUAUGACGAGGCCAGUAUUCAAUUGUCAUGGAAGUAGCAAUAUCUUGAGGAUGUUGUAUGCCACAAAACUCAACCAUCACUUGCGGACAGUUACGCACGAGUGAGCUUAGAAUGGGCAAUAUUAUAAACCUACUCAAGUCAUGAAUUAUGUAUUGACCCUACCAAUCCACUUAUACGUGUGGAUAAGAUACACUAAGUCACCUAAUAAUGAUCAUUAAAUCUGCAGUAGAUAGCCUAACAGCGCUGUGUCGUGAG
Molecule: messenger RNA, 2759 nt
Organism: Fusarium verticillioides 7600
Lineage: Eukaryota; Fungi; Ascomycota; Sordariomycetes; Hypocreales; Nectriaceae
Exons: 4
Coding region: 608-2401 (597 amino acids)
Source: RefSeq, a predicted model, not a curated record